Myodes glareolus (Bank vole) is the source of this 888-nucleotide messenger RNA. RefSeq names its product gamma-glutamylcyclotransferase (gene Ggct). Lineage: Eukaryota; Metazoa; Chordata; Mammalia; Rodentia; Cricetidae. The record is from RefSeq and is a predicted model, not a curated record. Gene Ontology annotation, molecular function: gamma-glutamylcyclotransferase activity.
UCCGCCCGCUGCUCUGUGCUCACCGGUGGGUGGCGGCGCGCUGCUUCUGCGGCAACGCCGGCCGUGCUCACAAGUACCUGGAGCUGCUGGCAUAGACUGGCAGAUAUGGCGAGCUCUGGCUGUGAGGACCAUGCGGGCCAGGAGGGGGAGACGUUCCUGUAUUUCGCCUACGGCAGCAACCUACUAACCGAGAGGAUCCACCUGCGAAACCCCUCUGCCGUGUUCUGCUGCGUGGCGCGCCUGCAGGACUUUAAGCUCGACUUUGGCAAUUUCCAAGGCAAAACAAGUGAGAGGUGGCAUGGAGGUAUAGCUACCAUUUUUCAAAGUCCUGGCGACGAAGUGUGGGGAGUGGUGUGGAAAAUGAACAAAAGCAAUUUAAGUUCCCUGGAUGAGCAAGAAGGAGUUAAAAGUGGAGUAUAUGUUGUAAUAGAAAUUAAAGUGUCAACUCAGGAAGGGAGAGAGGUAACCUGUCGAAGUUACCUGAUGACGAAUUAUGAGAGCGCUCCCCCAUCACCGCAGUAUAAGAAGGUUAUCUGCAUGGGUGCAAAAGAAAACGGUUUGCCACUGGAGUAUCAAGAGAAGUUAAAAGCAAUAGAACCAAACGACUAUAAAGGGAAAAUCUCAGACGAAAUGGAAGAAAUCAUCAAAAAGGGGGAGUCAAAACUGUAUAGAACAUAACAGAACCUGAGGAUAUUUCUGUGUGUGGAAUGUUUUUAGUGUUUGCAAGCAGGAAUCUGGGACCUUCCUGUUUGUAAUCUAUUGGUUUUCAACAGAGCUGUGAAGGGGUUUCUCACUUUGGCAGUUCCUUGUUUUCGACUGUACAAAAGAUUUGGAAUGGGGAUAAGAAUUCAACAAUUAAAAGGGGCCAGGAGGUCCUGGAGUGUGUAA